AUGACUAUUCUGAAAGAAAAACUGAGUGAUUUCAAAGAGAAAUUUGAACAAGCACAAAAACUAGUCGAUGAAUGUAAAGUUGAUACUCUUGAGCCAUACAAAAAUCAUUAUAAAUCAAAAGAAAUUUUAAUCGAUUUGGAAGUGAAGCUUGAAAAAACGAUUGAACAAACAGAAAACGAACAGGAUUUGUUGGUAUUUCGUGCUAUUUUAGGAUAUGUUCAGAAGGAUAUUGGGAAGAUUUGUUCUUUUGUUGAAGAAACAAAUCAAGCGAAAAUUUACUUGAAUAAAUCAUUGGAGCUUCUUGAAGGAAACAAAAACGAGCCUGAAAUUAUCAUUUGUUAUGUCGAUACUCUCAAUCAACUUGGAAUUUUAUGGUCAAAGCUGCAGGACAAUGAAAAAUCUUUGGAAUAUCUUCUGAAAAGUGAGAAAGCCGCUAACAGUUUUAAAAAAUUCGGCAAGCAGCCGCUCACAAUUUUCGAUAUUUUUGGAACGUCUGAUGAAAUAGAAAAAGGAAAAGGCAAGGAAUGUUUAGAGAAGAAUCUUACUUUAACAUUCUUUUAUCUAGCACAAGUAUAUGGUGCCGUAAGUAAUCUCGAAGCAUCUGGAUUAUAUUGUCAUUUAACAUUGAAACGUCAACUGGAACUCGAAGAUUAUGAACCAGUUGAAUGGGCAUUAAAUGCUGCAACUCUUUCUCAGUUUUACUUUGCUAAAAAUAUGCUCAAGCAAUCUCGUCAUUUGUUGGCUGCUGCAAACUACAUGAUGGGAAAAUAUUCCGAUGAACUUGAACAGAAAGAGAUGAGUGAAGAUCAACGAGCAGCUGCCAUGGAAAAUUUCAAACAUCGUAGUGCUGAUGUUGAUUUAUGCUUUGCUAAAUAUUGCAUUUAUAUACUUACAACAUCUAUUGAACGUCUCAUGCAGGAGAAAGAAGAAUCGCAUAAGGAAACUGAUCCAAUUCAAUUUCAAAUCAAUGAGAAUUGUGAAAAAUUCAAUUUAGAUUUGUCGCUUUACGAACGGGAAGUUGUUGAUGAUUUUGUACUUACAUUUGAGGAUGCAAAGGAAGUUUUCCUCGCUGCUCAAUCUUAUUUAAAUAAAGCAAAGGAAUAUUAUUCACUUGAAAAUGAAGCAUCGCAACAUGCAAGAAUUGUUCAAGAUUACGCUCACAUCUUCAAGCAUCUCGCAUUCUUCGAAGACGAACCAGGUGUUCAAUCAAAACUUCACAAACGAAGAGCUGAUCAGUUAGAAGAAGUUUUAACUCAAUUAAAUCCAACAUAUUAUAUGAAUAUUUGUCGAGAACUUAUGUUUGAACUCGGCUUAACUUAUUCCGAUAUGCUCGACAUAAAAUGUGAUUUGCUGAAGUUUAAUGAGGUUCAGCCAACCGCUCUUUCCAAAAUUAACACGCUUUGUCAUAAGGCGAUCAAUAAGUUUAAGGAAUUUGAAAACACUUACAGAGAUAAGAAGACUGGAGAAAUUCCAGAUAAUCUCGAUGUCGACGAACUUCAAGUCGUUGCAUGCGCCAACUUUAAUUUGGGUCGACUUUAUUACAAAAUCAUCACUCCUGAUAAGAAAAUGCAGUUGGAAAACACAUCAAGCAGUUACAAGCAUUACAAGACUUUCAUUGAUUAUUGUGAGAAGCAUCAAACAAUUGCUGAACGAAUGAAGGGUGAAUAUGGCGUGACCAAAAAUAUGUGCGAGCUUCUUCCGCUGAAGAUUAAAAAGCUGAUGGACGAAAGCAAGCAAUAA
Molecule: messenger RNA, 1740 nt
Organism: Clunio marinus
Lineage: Eukaryota; Metazoa; Arthropoda; Insecta; Diptera; Chironomidae
Source: the annotation of a GenBank genome assembly